This is a messenger RNA of Anastrepha ludens (Mexican fruit fly), 2782 nucleotides long. RefSeq names its product branched-chain-amino-acid aminotransferase, cytosolic (gene Bcat). The transcript has 6 exons. The coding region runs from base 342 to 1670 and encodes 442 amino acids. The record is from RefSeq and is a predicted model, not a curated record. Gene Ontology annotation, molecular function: branched-chain-amino-acid:2-oxoglutarate transaminase activity. Gene Ontology annotation, biological process: L-leucine biosynthetic process; L-valine biosynthetic process. NCBI's taxonomy places the organism in Eukaryota, Metazoa, Arthropoda, Insecta, Diptera, Tephritidae. Gene Ontology annotation, cellular component: mitochondrion.
GCAAACACUGCGAAGAGUUAAGAUUAAAUUUUUUAAAUUUUGUGCUAAGAGGAAAAUAAUAAAAACGCAGCGUAAAAUAAAAGUGGAACAAGUGCAAACGAUUGAAUCACAGGAUCAGUACAUACUUUUAAAACUGGUUGUGGCAAAUUAAAUGAAAAUAUAAUUGAAUUCAAGGAGUUGUAGAAACAGUGAACUUCAUAACGGUAUAAGAAAAAACAGUGCUAAAUCAAUAAAUAAACGAAGCUCUCACUACUGACUGUGCCGAGUGGGACAGUGUAAAUAAAUAAACGUAAACUCGGAGAUAACUUGUUGGCGAAAAAUAAAAUUCAGUUCCUGACAAAAUGACUACGAAAAUGGCGAUUAAUGCAAAGGAUAUAUUCCGCAAUCAACAUCGACUCAUACGUUUCAUUGAGCAAUCGAUUCGUUUGUGUAGCAAUCAUUCAUUAAGAACUGCCCAAAAGCAAGCCAAACAGAAGGCUGAGCCUGACUUUGAGAUCACCGCAUCGAUUUCGGCGGAAUACACAGUUGCUCCGGAACCAAUCAAGCACGACAAAGAUGUUGGCCAACAAUUCGCUGCCGCACAAUUGGCGGUGCGCUUGGCAUCGCCAAAACAAUUGCAACCCAAACCGGACAGCGAUGAGGCAUUAGGCUUUGGCAAAGUAUUCACCGAUCACAUGUUAAAAAUCUACUACCACCGGAGUUUGGGUGGCUGGCAACGGCCGGAAAUUACGCCGCUCGAAAAUCUUGUGGUACAUCCCGCGGCAAAAGUAUUGCACUAUGCUGUUGAGCUCUUCGAAGGCAUGAAAGCGUAUCGUGGUGUCGAUGGCAAAAUCCGUAUGUUCCGUCCGAACAUGAACAUGAAUCGCAUGAAUCACGCCGCCAAACGUUCCGGUCUGCCCACAUUCGAAGGCGAGGAGUUCGUCAAAUGUCUUUCGCAUCUCGUAUCCAUCGACUCCGAAUGGGUGCCACACACCGAAGCUGCCAGUUUAUACAUCCGCCCAACACUGAUCGGUAUCGAUCCGACGCUCGGUGUUGCUUCCUCAGAUUCUGCCCUCCUCUAUACAAUCCUUAGUCCAGUUGGAAGCUAUUUCAAAUCCAAUAGUGAUGGAGCGAUCUCACUACUCGCAGAUCCUCGCUUCACAAGAGCGUGGCCCGGCGGUGUUGGCAAUCGUAAAAUGGGCUCCAACUACGCACCCACGAUCUAUGUACAAAAAGAGGCUGCCGAAAAGGGACUCCAGCAAGUAUUGUGGCUGUAUGGUGAAGAUCAUCAACUAACAGAAGUUGGCACAAUGAACAUUUUCAUGUUCUAUGCAAAUGAAAAAGGAGAGAAAGUACUCGUCACACCUCCACUCAACGGCCUCAUCCUGCCCGGUAUCACACGAGACUCAAUACUCACGAUAGCCAGACAGUGGGGCCAAUUUGAGGUGCGUGAAGAAGUGAUUACCAUGCCAGAAGUCUGCGAACUGCUGAAUCAGGGAAGACUGUUCGAACUGUUUGGCACUGGUACCGCCUGUGUUGUCAGCCCCAUCAACCGCAUGAACUACAUGGGGACGGAUCUCUACAUUCCUACCAUGGAGCAGGAGAAACCCAUUUACGAGGCGAUACGUGACACGCUAACAGGCAUUCAGUAUGGUAAAAUAGAGCAUCCAUGGGCGGUGACCAUCGAUUGAGUACACACACAUUCACGCGGUGACGCAUCUCCAUAGUUUAUCAGUCGUAGUUGAGAGAUUCUUACCUAAGGAAUCUGUAUUAAUAGUUCUUAGUUUUUGGUCAGAAAUAGCUUUACUAUGACUAUUUACUAUUAACUAAUUUAAAUAUUUAUGAAGCUUGCGGUAUGGAUUUCAAGUAGAGAUUCAGUUAAUGGGUUAAUCAUAUUUUUGGGAGAAGGCAAACCUCGAAUUUUAUACAAAAAUUUUCACACCAAACAUUGCAUUUGUGUUUUGGACUUUUAGUGCACCAAAGUCAAUAGAAAAGUGUUUGUAUGUAUGCGCUGGACUUUGGUGGGCCAUUUACUAUUAUUUUAAGUGUUUAACGGUAGAAAAUGAUGUUGGUGAAAUCUACAAAUGUAGGCAAAUCCUUUAAUAAUUUAAAGACUUAAUAUUUACCUAUUUACUUUAUAAGAUACUAAAAUUAUUUAUUUAGCGUUUUUAGGUAAGGUAAUAUAGCUAAACUAACUUAUCUAAUUAUUUUUAAGAUAUGUUGCAAAUCAUUUGUGUUUACAAAGAAAUUUUACUUUCAUUGUGCGCCAUUUGAUGCACUGAGAAAUUGGAAGCCUUGGGAAAAUAACACCUCUCAGGCGUGCAACAUAGGAACAUGUGAAUGUAUGGAGGCAUGAAACUUCCAGCAAACGCAACUGGCAAAAGCAUUCAUUGCAGUUAAUAAUUUUACCAAAUUAUUGGCUAAAAAAACCAACUAAGUACCAGAGUCAAGUGCAUUUAUUAGUUUAGAAAUUGACUUUUUGAUGUUAAUUCGAUAUUUUGAUUCGAAAUUCAAAAUUAAUGCUUUUCGCCAGCAAUCAGAAAGUUUAGGUAUGCAAAUGUAUGCAUAUAAUAAUUAAUUGAAAAUUUUCAAAAUGAAAGCAAUACCUAAAAUCCUCCCUGCAAAGAUUCAAGAAGCUGUGAAUUUUUUUUUAUCAAAAUUGUAAUUAUGUAUUCAUAGAAGAUUUCACUAUAGUUUUUUAUGUGCUUGUAUUGGAUUUACUUUAUGCUUUAUGUACACAAAGAAUUGGAAAUAAAUGAAAAAUAGAAAUUUUAUAUUAUAAAUUUUAAAACACACCACGAAA